Lolium perenne is the source of this 7244-nucleotide messenger RNA. Its product is annotated as myosin-11. Gene Ontology annotation, cellular component: cytoplasm; membrane; actin cytoskeleton. Gene Ontology annotation, molecular function: actin filament binding; ATP binding; microfilament motor activity. The record is from RefSeq and is a predicted model, not a curated record. Lineage: Eukaryota; Viridiplantae; Streptophyta; Magnoliopsida; Poales; Poaceae. Gene Ontology annotation, biological process: actin filament organization.
CUACAUGCUCGCACGGCCGCACACACCAUCAGCGCCGCUCCCCUCCCCGUACUCCCACCACCGUGGCUUUUGGCGAAGGCGCCGGUGAUGGCGGUGCGGGUGGCGGGCGCUCGCUCGCUCCUCCUCCUCCUCCUCCUCCUCCCCCCACACUCCAUGCCCCCACUGCCAAAAAUAGAUGGGAUUCGCCUCGCCUCUGGUUCGCGCUCCACCACGCUCCCCCCUCCGGCUCCGGCUCGCCGCCCUCAGCCCGCGCGCUGGCUUCUGGUGCCGGCAUUGCGCGCCUCCCAGCACGCGCGCGCGCGCACCGUAGAUCGAGGCGUAACGCGCCGGGCUCGGGCAGUUCCCCGCUGCCGCGAGGCGAUCGGCGAGCGGCCCAAGGCAAGGAGACGCCGCCCGCCGCCCCGCCUCCGGCCGCCGCCGACACCGGAGAGGACGAUUCGGCUCUUCCCCACCGAUCGUGCAUGAUCCGGCUCUCCCGUGCGUGACCCCAUGGCUGGCGCAUUAAACAUUGUUGUAGGUUCCCAUAUAUGGCUGGAGGAUAAAGAUUUAGCUUGGAUUGCUGGCGAGGUCUUCCGAAUUGAAGGUCGAAAUGCCCAUGUCCGCACUACCAACGGAAAGACGGUUACCGCGAACAUAUCAGACAUUCAUCCAAAGGACACAGAAGUUGUAUCUGAUGGAAUUGAUGACAUGACACGACUAUCAUACUUGCAUGAGCCUGGUGUUUUAGACAAUCUCGCUGUGCGAUAUGCCAAAAAUAUAAUUUAUACCUAUACUGGUAAUAUUUUGAUUGCAAUAAAUCCAUUCCAAAGGCUGCCUCAUAUUGCUGAACCCCGUACUAUGGAGAAAUACAAAGGUGCAAAUUUUGGUGAGCUUGAUCCUCAUGUAUUUGCAAUUGCGGAUGUUUCUUACAGGCAGAUGAUUAAUGAAGGAAAGAGCAACUCCAUUUUGGUGAGUGGUGAAAGUGGUGCUGGUAAAACUGAAACCACAAAGUUGCUUAUGAGAUAUCUUGCAUUUUUGGGUGGACGAUCUAAAACUGGAGCGAGGACAGUUGAACAACAAGUUCUAGAAUCUAAUCCAGUCCUUGAAGCAUUUGGCAAUGCAAAAACUGUUCGGAACAACAACUCAAGUCGAUUUGGAAAAUUUGUUGAAAUCCAAUUCGACAAGAGCGGGAAGAUAUCUGGUGCAGCCAUUAGGACAUAUUUGCUUGAGAGAUCUCGCGUUUGCCAAAUCAAUAGCCCGGAGAGAAAUUAUCAUUGUUUUUACUUCCUAUGUUCAGCACCAUCAGAGGAUAUUAAAAGGUAUAAGCUGAGUGAUCCUUCAUCAUUUCACUAUCUCAACCAAUCCGCUUGCAUUAAAGUUGACGGAAUUAGUGAUGCUGAGGAGUAUCUUGCGACAAGAAGUGCCAUGAAUACAGUUGGCAUAACUGAGCAGGAACAGGAGGCUACAUUUCGGGUUGUUGCUGUUGUACUUCACCUUGGCAACAUAAAUUUUGUUAAAGGGAGAGAUGUGGAUUCAUCUGUAUUAAAGGAUGAGAAAGCUAGGUUCCAUCUGAAUGCAGCAGCAGAGCUCUUGAUGUGUGACUGUGAGAAGCUGGAGAAUGCACUGAUAAAGAGGAAAAUAAAUACACCGGAAGGAGUGAUUACCACAACAGUUGAUCCUAAUUCUGCUACUGUUAGUAGGGAUGGCUUAGCAAAACAAAUAUACUGUAGACUAUUUGACUGGCUUGUAAACAGGCUAAAUGCAUCAAUAGGACAAGAUGCAAGCUCAGAACAUUUAAUUGGGGUGCUUGACAUAUAUGGUUUUGAAAGUUUCAAGACUAACAGCUUUGAACAAUUAUGCAUCAAUUUCACCAACGAAAAACUACAACAGCAUUUUAAUCAGAAUGUCUUCAAAAUGGAGCAGGAAGAGUAUAAUAGAGAGCAGAUCGACUGGAGUUACAUAGAAUUUGUUGACAACCAAGAUGUGCUGGACUUGAUCGAGCGGAAACCUGGUGGGAUUAUUGCACUUCUUGAUGAAGCUUGUAUGUUCCCGAAAUGCACGCAUGAAUCAUUUUGUCAGAAGCUGUAUGAGAAGUUCAAGAACAACAAAAGGUUUAGCAAACCAAAGCUUUCUCGUACUGCAUUUACAAUCCAACAUUACGCGGGAGAUGUAACAUAUCAGUCUGAUCAUUUCCUGGACAAAAACAGAGAUUAUGUGGUGGUAGAACAUGAAGAAUUGCUUAAUGCUUCCAAGUGUUCCUUUGUGUCAGGGUUAUUCCCAUCAGUACCAGAGGAGAACACAAAAUCCUCAAAGUCAUCAAUUGCUAAUCGCUUUAAGGGGCAACUCCACGAACUAAUGGAGACUUUGAGUUCUACAGAACCUCACUACAUUAGAUGUGUUAAGCCCAAUAAUCUUCUCAAGCCUGCUACUUUUGAGAACAUCAACGUUCUGCAGCAACUUCGAUGUUCGGGUGUUCUUGAAGCUAUCAGAAUCAGCUGUGCUGGAUACCCUACACGAAAAUUAUUUCGUGAUUUUCUUCACCGGUUUCACAUCCUUGCGCCUGAACUUUCGAAAGGAAGAACCGAUGAAAAAGUAAUCUGCCAAAAGAUUUUGGACAAAAUGGGACUCCAGGGUUAUCAGAUAGGAAGAACUAAGGUUUUCUUGAGAGCUGGUCAGAUGGCUGAACUGGAUGCUAGAAGAACUGAAGUCCGAAGCAAAGCAGCUAGAGCUGUUCAGAGUAGAUUUCGCACUCAUGUUGCUCGUCAGAGAUUCCUUAUAGUGCGCAACAAAUCUGUAGAUAUGCAAUCUAUUGUUAGAGCAUUAUUGGCUUUUAAGCAACGUGUAUUCCUGAGAAAGCAAGCUUCGGCCUUGACAAUACAGAAAAGUGUCCGCUGCUAUUUUGCUUUGAAGUCUUAUUCUGAAUUGCGACGUUCAGCCAUUACGUUGCAGACAGGAUUGAGGGCUUUUGGUGCUUACAAGGAAUAUGUUCUCAAAAAACAGGAGAAAGCUUCUAUCAAUAUCCAGGCUCGAUGGCGUUGUCACAGAGAUAAUUCAAAUUAUCUUAAACUGAAGAGAUCAGUAUUGAUUUAUCAGUGUGCAUGGCGAAGACGCGUCGCUAGAGCAGAACUCAGAAAGCUCAAAAUGGCUGCAAGAGAUACAGAAGCUCUGAAGGUGGAGAAGGAGAAACUUGAGGAACAGGUGGAAGAGCUAACAAACCGUUUAGGUUUGGAAAAGAAACUACGGACUGAUUUAGAGAAGAACAAAGCAGGAGAAAUUGCCAAAUUACAGGCUGCCCUGUGUGAGAUGGAGCAUCGAGUAGAAGAAGCCACCUCAAUGCAGGAAAGAGAAUCGGCCAAAAGGGCUGUUGAAGAAGCUCUAGCUCAAGAAAGAGAAAAAAUCAGUAUAUUGACUAAUGAAGUUGAAGAGAUGAAGGGACUACUAUCAAGAGAGCGAGAAGAAAACAUUGCAACAAAGAGUGAACUUUCCAUCGCUCAGGAAAGAUGUGAAGACCUGAAUAGGAAAAUCGAGGUUGCGGAUGAAAACAUCAAGCAGCUUCGAGAUACUGGCAAAAGAUUUGAAGAGAAUGUGAUAGAACUGGAGUCAUCACUGAUGAUGGAGAAGCAACAUAUCGAAGCAACCAGAAGGGAACUUGGUGAAGCACACCAGAGAAUUGAAGAACUACUGGGACAAGUUGUAGAUGCUAAUGGAAAAUCCGCAGUGCUUCAGACUACCGUGCAAAGGCUGGAAGAAAGUCUAACUGAGAGAGAGGGCACUCUGCUUUUGGAAAGGCAAGAAAGCGAGGCAAUCAAGAAAUUACUUACCGAAGCUCGUGGAGAAAAUGAGGAAUUGGUCCAUAAUAUUGAAGUUGCUGAAAGGGACAUUGCUAAGUUUCAAAACAAUAUUGAAAGAUUUGAAGAAACUACAAGAACAUUGGAGACUUCAUUGCUAGCUGAAAAGCAACAUAGUACUGGAAUCAUGUCCCAAUUAGCUGAAACAAAGGAGGAAAUUGGAGAACUGCAAACGAAGUUUACAGAUGCCAGUAGGACAAAUGAUAUGCUUCAAGAUUCUUUGAAGAGAUUUGAAGAAAAUGCAACCACAAAGGAUGCCUUGUACGUAGCAGAAAAGCAAGAGCAUGAUCAAACCAAACAGGCACUUUCUAACUAUCAGGAGAAAAACUGGGAAUUGCUUAAGAAAGUCGACGAAUCUGAGAAAAGUAUAAAUAAGCUGCUGGAGAAUGUUCAGAGACUUGAGAAACAUGCAACAUCAAGGGAGUCAUUGCUACUGAAGACCAAGCAAAAUCAGGACUGCACCACAAAAGCACUAGCUGAAGCUGAAAAGAGAAACCGAGAGUUAAUGAAAAGCUUUGAAGAUUCAGAUAAGAAAAUUAGUCUGCUUGAGGAUUCAGUUAACAGACUAGAAGAAUGCACCGCAGAGAAAGACUCUCAAUUGAUAAUAGAAAGACAAGAAAACAGCUCUACCAAGGAAGAACUAGCCAAUGCCCAGAAAAGGAUAAAAGAAUUAGUAAACGAGUUACAACAUUGCCAAGAAACCAGAAAACAACUCGAAGAUAUCAUUAAGAGACUUGAACAAGAUGCUACUACCAGAGAUGCUUUAUUGGUAUCAGAAAAACAAACACAUGAGGCGACCAAGAACACUCUGACUGAAACUUUGGGGAGAAAUGAAGAGUUAAUCAAGAAAAUUCAGGAUUCUGAUAAGCAUAAUCUUCAGCUUCAGCUAACUGUUGAGAGACUUCAAGAAAAUGCAUCUACAAAGGAAGCUUUACUGUUGAGGGAACGAGAGCAAAACAAUGCAACAGUGAAGGCACAAGAAGAAAGUCAAGAAAGAAAUUCUCAGUUAAUAAAGAAAUUUGAGGACGUUGACAAGAAAAUUGAUCUUCUUCAAGGCACCAUACAAAGGCUUGGUGAUCAUACAGAGAAAGACACUUUGCUGCUAUCUGAGAGACGAGAGAAGGAUGAAUUGAAGAAAGCACUCACUGAGACUGAACACAAAAACGAAGAUUUAAUGAUAAAGAUUGGUGAAACCAACAAAAAGAUUGAGCAUCUGCAAAACACUAUACAUAUGCUUGAACAAGACAUAGCAGCAAAAGUUGCUUCUUUGGAAGCUGAAAAACAAGAAAAUGAUUCAAUUAGGAAAUCUCUUGUUGAAGCUCAGGAGAGAAAUGAUGAGCUAUUUAAGAAAGUUAGAGACAGUGAAUACAAGGCCCACCAGCUUCAAGAUACUGUGCAAAAGCUUCAAGUAGAUGCCAUAUCAAGACUGUCUUCCUUUGUACUGGAGAAACAAGAAAGUGAUGCUGUGAAGAAAGCGCUCAAUGAGGCUCGUGGAAGAAAUGAAGAUCUAAUAAGGAGAAAUGAAGACCUCCUCGAUAGAAAUGAUGACCUUAUCACAAAAAUGGAAGAUUCCGCUAGAACUGUUACUCAGCUUCAGGAGACCGUACAAAGGUUAGAAGGAAAAGCAGCUAACUUAGAGGCUGAAAAUCACGCUCUUCGUCAGCAAUCGAUUGCGACGACUCCAUCUACUGCCAAAUCUCAAGCUGCAUACUCAGCCGCGACUCCAUCUACCGCCAAAUCUCAAGCUGCAUACUCAAAAAUCAAUGCAUUUCAACAGAGAAGUCCAGAAAAUGGUCAUAUUUCAAAUGGCACCAUACCAUAUGCUGAAACCAAGUCGUCGAUUGGUCCAGCAGAAUCAAGACCCUAUAUGGGCUCUGCCCCUGAUUUGACUACCUACAAGGACUAUGAUAAUGGGGAGAAAAUGCAAAGGGUACUCAGUGAAGCAUAUCAGCGUCAGCAGCCCCAGGAUGAUCAGAAGUUAUUACUUAAGUACAUUACCCAACAUCUUGGGUUCUCCGGGAGCAAACCUGUUGCUGCUCUUCUUAUAUACCAAUAUCUUCUUCAGUCGAGAUCGUUUGAAGUUGCAAAAACAGGUGUCUUUGACAGUAUCCUACAAGCUAUAAACUCAGCAACAGAGGUUCAACAUGAUACAAGAAGCUUGGCCUAUUGGUUAUCAAACUUGUCAACGUUAUCAGUUCUCCUGCAGCGCUCUUUCAGAACCACUAGGGCGGCAACCUCAACUCCAUACAGACGGAAAAUUUCGUACGACAGGAUUUUUCAAGCUAGUCAAGCGUCAAAUAGUGGGCUUGCUUAUUUCAGUGGUCAAUCGUUGGAUGAACCUAGUGGAGCUCAUCAAAUUGAUGCAAAAUAUCCGGCUCUGCUCUUCAAGCAGCAGCUCGUGGAUCUGAUUGAAAAGGUGUAUGGCUUGAUAAGUGACAAACUGAAGAAGGAACUAAAUCCAUUACUUGAGCUGUGCAUUCAGGAUCCAAGAACUUCCCAAGCAAAGGCCUCAACUGCUAGUGGCUUGGGCCAACACAACCAACUUACACAUUGGCUGGGCAUCGUGAAAAUCCUCAACAACUACUUGUAUCUGCUAAUAGCCAACCAUGUCCCAACAAUUUUGGUCCACAAGUUGCUAACCCAAAUAUUUUCUAUGGUGAACGUGCAGUUAUUUAACAGACUCCUUUUACGACGUGAGUGCUGUUCAUUUACCAACGGUGAACAUAUAAGAGCUGGAUUAGCUCAAUUAAAACAUUGGUGCAAUGAUGUUGCUCAAGAGCUUGCAGAUUCAGCCUGGGAAGCACUGAGGCAUAUAAGACAAGCGGCUGAUUUCCUGGUCAUUUCCCUCAAACCAAUAAGGACAUGGAGAGAGAUACGCAAUGAUGUUUGUCCGGCUCUUAGCUUACAGCAGCUAGAAAGAAUAGUUGGUAUGUACUGGGACGACAUGAACGGCACAAACAUAAUCUCGGCAGAGUUCACAUCAAGCAUGAGAGCAACGAUGCAUGAAGAAUCUAAAAGCCUCUCCAGCUUUUCAGUCCUGCUGGAUGAUGAUUCCAGCAUACCCUUUUCGCUUGAUGACAUCGCUAAGUCGAUGCCGAACAUUGAGGAGACGGUGGAGAGUGAUCUGCUGCCCUUUAUUCAUGAAAACCAAAUCCUUUCAUUUAUAUUGCAAAGGAGGGAAUGAGUAGCUCUCUCGCCGUCAAGCCUUACCGGGAAUGAGUAGUUCUCUCUUUGUGGAGCUCCUCCGGAAAUGAGUAGGAGUGUAUCUGCUGUAGGCUGUACAUAUUCUUUGUAUAUUCUAGUUGUAUAGUAGAUAGGAAGCUAUGCAAUGUAAGAGAAUUCUCACCUCUAAAGUUGGUUAAGCAAUUGCGCUUCUCCUCCCUAGGUAUCUUUGCCUACACCAAUCACUUUUGCAUU